GUUAGGGGAAUUAUGCGAGCCGUAGGGUGAAAGCGGCUGCAGUAUCGGCUUCCCAGUUUAACAUACCGGCUCGCGGAUCGUUCCGGUAACUGUACAUCUCUUAACGGGUUCGGCUGUUGGUUUCUUUUUGAUGAAGGCCACAAUAGCUUUUCUGUCAGUUGUUACAGCACUGACAGCAUAUUAUGUUUACGUCCCCUUACCUAGUACCGUUUCGGAGCCUUGGAAACUUAUGCUUCUGGAUGCAGCUUUAAGAAUAGCGCAGGAUGUGAGCAACAUUGCACAUUGGAUGGGUUUAGGCCACUACCAGACGUUUUUGAACCUCGCAGCUAAUUUCUUAGAGGAACUGGGCCCGGAGUCCACUGAAACUGUUAAAGUAGAAGAUACUGCUUUUGAUGGUGUACAGGUCAGAGUGUUUGAAGCUGGGAAGAAUACUAAUGAUGCCGAACUUAAGCGUGGUGUUAUUUAUAUACAUGGUGGGGGAUGGGCCUUAGGAAGUGCAAGAAUAAGGUCUUAUGAUUAUAUAUGCAAGAAGAUUGCGGACGUCUUGAAUGCUGUAGUUGUUUCAGUCGAAUAUAGACUUGUGCCAGAAGUUUACUUUCCAGAGCAGAUACAUGAUGUUUUGCAGGUUGCAAAGCACUUCCUGCUUCUUGAAGUUUUGGCAAAGUAUUCAGUAGAUCCCCACCGUGUUGCAAUAUCUGGAGACAGUGCAGGAGGAAAUCUGGCUGCUGCUGUGAGCCAGCAGCUUGCUCAAGACAGGAGCGUAACAACCAGACUUAAACUCCAAGCUUUGAUUUACCCAGCACUACAAGCCCUAGACUUUAACACUCCUUCAUACCAGCAGAACAUGGACAUCCCUAUCUUGUAUCGCUCAGUCAUGGCUCGAUUUUGGUUAGAGUACUUAAAAGGUGACACAAGUUUUGUCAAGCCAUUACUUGUUAACAAUCACACAUCUUUUGACUUGCACGAAGCUGCUGCUGUACGGGCCAUCCUCAACUGGACAUCCCUUCUCCCUCCAUCUUUCAAGAAGGGUUACAAGCCAGUUAUCCAGACUUUGGGAGAUCCAAGAGUGAUCCAGGAAGUUCCAGCACUGCUUGAUGUCCGUGCUGCACCAUUAAUAGCAGACAAUGAAGUGCUACAGUUACUGCCAAAAACCUACAUCCUGACAUGCGAACAUGAUGUUUUACGUGAUGAUGGAAUAAUGUAUGCAAAACGUUUAGAGGAAGCUGGCAUUGAGGUGACACAUGAUCAUUAUGAAGAUGGCUUUCACGGCUGCAUGAUAUUUGGUACAUGGCCUACUUAUUUUUCUGUUGGCAUAAGGACGAUGAACAAUUAUAUUAACUGGCUUUCUCAAAAUUUAUAAGUCUGUUAACCUUAGGAGUGAUGCAUUCUCUUUAAAGUAAUUCUGCACUUUUUUUUCAGCAAUGCAACAUUUCAAUGCAAGUUUUUGAUUUACAUAGACAUUGUCUGUUAUUAACCACUUUGUGUUGAUGGUCUCAUUAACGGAAAGUAGUGGUCUCUGGAUAGUCGGGCUCACUGAAACUGCUUACUGCAGUAAGGUUGACAAUAUUUGCAUACAGAAAGUACUUACUUUUUAAUAAUUGUCUAUUUGCUGUGUGUGUACAUAACUGUUUCCUUUCUAGUCACUUCAGCUUUAUUUUAAAAAUCAUAAUCAAAUCUUUUUGAACAUUUUUAAAUAAAAGUAUAGUAUCAAGUAAUUUUCUUAAUUUGUUACCUGAAAAUUUAAUCUGUUUUUUUUCUUUAGGUCUGCAUUCUUUAAUUUGUUCCACAGUGGCGAAAGCAGUAGAUACAGCUGUUCUCUCGGUAUUAUUGUAGUGCAUGGAGUACCAUGAUUACACUCUGAAAUCUGGAAGAAAUAAUAUUCAUUAAGCAAGUCUGUAGCACAAGACCUCGUCUUAACAGCGCUUUAGGGGUACUUAAUAAAAACUUAAGCAUCUCUAAGCACUGUUAAGAGUGGGUCCUGCCCUAGGGACUAAAACAGUGCUGGCCAGCAAAGAAUGGAGGGAGAAGGUAAAACAGCUGUUUGACUGUAAAAUCUGCCAUACUGGAAAAUUGAAGGAGUGGCAGAAUUGAGUGCCCAACAGCUUUUACAGUAGUUACUCCUGCAAAGUGGCACUUCAUUUCUACCAGCUGCCUGCUUGACAGCACUGAAUGCUUUACGCUUUCUACACUUUUUUAACCUGUAACUGGUGGUGUAUGGAGUAAAUAGUUUCAUCAUCUACAAUGAACUAUGAUCACAUCUCUGAUCAUAACUCCUUUAAUGUAUGUUCUCAACGUGGAUGCCAAGAUUCACCUUUAGAGCGAAUUUCUUUGCAUCCUUGUCUUAAACAUAAAAUAAGUUAUGAGUCUAGUUACAAGCACACUAGAUGUUAUGAUGAUUUGCACUCCACAGUUGUUUCACGUCUGUGUUUAGGCAAGUUAGAAUAAUUGCCAGUAGGCGGUAGCAACUUAACACACCCAGACACUGAUGUGCUUCACUUAAAUUUUUAACUAAAGACUUCCCAGUUUAAUAGCAUUAUGCAAUCAUUGCAUUUGGUCCUUUCUCAUAAAAAAACAGAUUUGUUUUUCUAAAUGUAAAACAGUAGUAGUCUUAAAGUAAAAGUAAUUUAAAAUUCACUGGCUAGUUGUUACAGUUUUUCUUUUUGGCUUUAUCAUUUCUUACUCAAAAGCAUUUUGUUCUUUUUGGGCACAAAUUUUCUGUGUUAAAACAUACUGUUUGAAAUAAAAACAUUUGAUUUUCA
Molecule: messenger RNA, 2759 nt
Organism: Protopterus annectens (West African lungfish)
Lineage: Eukaryota; Metazoa; Chordata; Ceratodontiformes; Protopteridae
Gene: NCEH1
Product: neutral cholesterol ester hydrolase 1
Exons: 5
Coding region: 131-1360 (409 amino acids)
Cellular component (GO): membrane
Molecular function (GO): carboxylic ester hydrolase activity
Source: RefSeq, a predicted model, not a curated record